UCUGUGAUGCUCAUGGAGUGAAAAUUAUAGGUUCUAACGGAAUUUUAAGAUUUUUCUGUAAUUCAAUCCGUUGAUAUUUUAUAAAAAACAGUGUGUGAGGUAAAUUUAAAAAUAAUUCAUCUACUGAGCAUAUACGAAACUUUUCGAUUCAGAAUUUUGGGUUGGGGAAAAUUACAUAGUAUUCCUGCGUGUACUAAAGUGUUAGUACUGACACGAUAGCAAAAUAAAACAUUAAUAUGAAUUAUUCGUCAAAGAAUCCUGAUCGACAAGAAGAGAAACCACCUCACUCCAGAUUAUUUGUCGUUUGCAGCAGAAACUUAAAAGAAAAAGAUCUAAGAAGUAGAUUUGAAAAGUUUGGUACCAUCGAAGAUAUCCAUAUGCCAAAAGAUCGAGGCACGGGGGAACCAAAAGGAUUCGCUUACAUCAAAUAUGCUAAGACUUCGUCAGCCGCCGCUGCAAUUCAAGAACUUCACAUGAAAGUUGCAGAAGGUGAUUCAAAACCCAUGAAAGUCAUGCUCGCCAUAAAUAGAAAUGGUGGACCCACUCAAAAUGAAAACGACGAUGACUACAGACGGCUUUUUAUCAAAGUCGAUAAAGACGUAACUGAGAGUCAAGUAAGACUUUACUUUUCAAAGUUUGGCCGUGUCGAAUCUGUUCAUGUGCUUAAAGACAAGGCAACCGAUGUUGGUAAAGGAUUUGCUUAUGUCGUUUACAAAACUUUUCACGAUGCAGCUGUAGCUUACGAGGAAUGUGAUAAAAUAUACAAACCUAUGUUUGCCGCACCCAGAAAUGGGUUGAAGCGCAGUAGAAACAGUCUAGAUGACAUUUCAAGCCCGAGGAGCUUUCAGAACGAGAAAUACAGUAUGCAAAGAUGUGAACUCCCAAAUAAACUGGAGUCUGGUCAUUCUGGCCAAGAUUUUUCAGCUGUUGUUGUAAAAUGUAGUCCACAGCUCCCUCAAAAGUAUAUAGAAAGUUUGUUCAAUGUUAUACCUGGUAUGCUAAGGUGCCAGUAUUCUGUAGAUGCAUAUAAUGGCAUCAGUACAGCUAUUAUAACCUAUGCCGAAUCAAAGUAUGCAGCUUUUGCAGUAGAAAGGCUCAAUCAUUUUCAGUUUCCGUCGGGUGAAAUUAUAACUGUAAAACCUGACAACAAUACUCUAGUAGAAGCCGCUGAAGUUCUCACAAGUAUGGUAAAUAACUUUAAGCAUGCCAUUGAUAGAGGUACACCAGAUCUUGCACACCUAGCAGAUGCCAUCGCCCAAGCUUCCACGUUAAUAAAAGCAGCAACAAACAUAAGCACAAGUAGCAAACAGGAGAAUACGGACUUUCAAUGCAGUGUUAAUUUGCCUCCAAAAAAAGAAUUAGCGAAUAUCAAUAGCAAAGUUGCCCAGAGACUGUUUAUUAUUUGUAAGCCCCAACCUCCUCCAAUUUACAUUUUAAGAGACUUAUUCUCUAGGUUUGGUGACAUGAUAGAUGUCUCUACAUUUCCAAACAAGACUUUUGGGUUUGUCAAAUAUGCCUCUAUAAGUGCAGCGCAGGACGCAAUAAAAACACUAAAUGGAGCCACGGUUUGUGGUAUAAGACUCAAAGUAUUAGAAGCAGACGAAAAACCUGUUAGAGAAGAAGAUGUUAAAAUGGGUGACAAAACUGAAGACGAUACAAUGAACACUAAACGAAAAAGACUGGAUACUGAGAAUACUGGUGACAUUUGACUUGCACUGAGAAUUGACAGUGUUAUACAUUAUAAUGAGAAUGACUUAUGAAAUCAAUAAUUGAAUGAAAUAAAAUUGUUUAGUACUUUUAUGAA
Molecule: messenger RNA, 1804 nt
Organism: Aricia agestis (brown argus)
Lineage: Eukaryota; Metazoa; Arthropoda; Insecta; Lepidoptera; Lycaenidae
Product: RNA-binding protein 45-like
Exons: 1
Coding region: 237-1709 (490 amino acids)
Molecular function (GO): RNA binding
Source: RefSeq, a predicted model, not a curated record